CAUUCGCAUUUCUUGGCAUCUUGAGAGCCACCACCAAGAAUGACAAGACAGGCCGCGCCGUAUUGACCAGUAGUAUUGGUAUUGUACCGCCGCCGGGCAAGGUACGCCAACUUCUUAGAGGCUUGGAGAUAGAUGACGAUGCGGAAACACGAACUCCGUAGACUGUCUGUUGUAUCAGGAGCAUCCACAGCGACAAGGUGUGAAAGUAUAUAAGACAAGAACAUCGUCGCUUUUUCAAAUCAUCAUCUUCAUUCAUUUCCAUUCCAGUCCAUUCACUUCAACAUCCAACUCUCACUACCUACUUCAACAUGCUUUCCGCAGCUCUCCUCGUUGGCGUUGUCGCCACUCUCCUCGACACUGUGUCUGCCCACGGCUUCGUCAGGGAUAUCAACUCUGGCAGCGCCUGGGCUAAAGGCUCCGACCCCGUGUGGUUCUACUCUCCUGCCAACUCGAGGCCCCAGACCAGUGGUUGGGACUCCUUGAACCAGGACAACGGCUUCGUCGAGCCCGCAGCUAUGGGCACUGCCGACAUCAACUGCCACAAGAGCGCGAUAGCUGGACGUCUUUACGCCACCGCUGCCGCCGGCUCUACGGUCAACUUCUACUGGAACACCUGGCCCGAAAGCCACAAGGGCCCUAUCAUUAACUACAUCGCGCCUUGCAACGGCGACUGCACCACCCUUACCCCCGGCGCGCUCCGCUGGUCCAAGAUCUCCCAGUCCGGCCUGGUCACCCCCAGCACAAACACCUGGGUCACCGACAACAUGAUCCGCAGCAACUUCACCUCCUCCACCGUCAUCCCCCGCAACCUUCGCGCCGGUAACUACGUCAUCCGCCACGAGAUCAUUGCCCUGCACAGCGGCCAGAGCGACAACGGCGCCCAGAUGUACCCCCAGUGCUUGAACCUUAGGGUUACCGGAAGUGGCACUGUUGCCCCCACUGCCGGUGUUGCUGGCACAAGCCUGUACAAGAGGAAUGACCCCGGUGUUAUGUUCAACAUCUACACCGGCGCCACCAGCUACCCCUACCCCGGCCCCGCUCUGUGGACUGCGGCGAACUAGACGUUGACUGACGGAAAGGGCCAUGGCGACUUUGGAGUUGUUGCUCUCUGAUGUUGAAGGGCUUCUUGUCAAUACUUUGUUCACUGAUUUUGAAGGCCAUGCGGGGCUUUUGUCCAUAUUCUUUUCGCUGAUACCGGUGGCUUUUGAGAGGUAGAGAGUUGCAUGGCUU
Messenger RNA from Boeremia exigua, 1230 nucleotides. Its product is annotated as glycoside hydrolase. The record is from RefSeq and is a predicted model, not a curated record. The transcript has 3 exons. Bases 309 to 1061 code for a protein of 250 amino acids. NCBI's taxonomy places the organism in Eukaryota, Fungi, Ascomycota, Dothideomycetes, Pleosporales, Didymellaceae.